Molecule: messenger RNA, 2163 nt
Organism: Cyphellophora attinorum
Lineage: Eukaryota; Fungi; Ascomycota; Eurotiomycetes; Chaetothyriales; Cyphellophoraceae
Product: Anaphase-promoting complex subunit 5
Exons: 3
Coding region: 1-2163 (720 amino acids)
Biological process (GO): anaphase-promoting complex-dependent catabolic process; protein K11-linked ubiquitination; positive regulation of mitotic metaphase/anaphase transition
Cellular component (GO): anaphase-promoting complex
Molecular function (GO): protein binding
Source: RefSeq, a predicted model, not a curated record
AUGGCGCGUUACCUGACUCCAUCAAAGGUAGGACUACUAGUCCUGGUCGUCUUGUACGCCAGCGAAGAAGUGCCAACAUCGGAAAGCAUUGCAGUCCUCGACUUCAUCAUCACAUACAUCUCUCCUAAAGCUCGUUCGGCGAAGCGCGGAAGUGAUGACAAUCUUCACGAUCAUGCCCGGGCGGUCGAUGUACGAUCGAUUCCUGAAGCGUCUUUGGGCGAUCGACUGCGCACAUUCGCUCGACGGUCUUAUGGAGGCGCUACCAACAUUGCUGCGCAAAUCGAGAGCCAGAUUGUGCACGAGAGGGAGGUGGGCAUAGCAGCAGAGGAGCAAACGGCGCGAAUCAUUCGGACUUCACCAUUAGGAGCCUUCAUCAGGAGAUGCCAUCUCGAGUACACUAGGAUGCAAUUUCAGGAUGCGACGGCCCUGUGGCAACAACUCAUCGUUUACCGUGCUCAAAGUCGGCAGCAGUACGAGCGAAGGAACCCGCCAAGCCAGUCUCACCCGCUCGACAGCAACCUCACUGCAUUUGGCAUCGAUGCCUCCCACGACUUGGUCCGAAUAAUGUACGGUCAAACAUUGAGCAGUACAGGCAAGGCUGAACUGUACAGUCUGUACGAUGUGAAAGCGUUGCUCGAAUUCCAGGUAUCAGAAAUGCAAUCGAGCGGGUCGCGUAUGCCGGAGGAUAUGCGGCAGAAACUGACGGAAAUGUCAGAGGACGGUUCUACGUUGCCGUUGACGCACUACCUCACUUUCCUUGACUCCUGGCGCGCGGGUGACUACACGUCCGCCUUCGACAAUCUGCAUCGCUACUUUGACUACACCAUGCAAAGUCGAGAUCGGUCUUUCUAUCAGUAUGCGUUGUUGAACCUGGCGAUCUUGCAAGCCGACUUCGGCUGCGCGUCAGAAGCAAUACCUGCUAUGCAGGAAGCCAUCGCGACUGCUCGAGAGAACAAGGAUACGACUUGCUUAAACUUUUGCAUGAGCUGGCUGUAUCAUUUCGGUCGCACUUUCCCGUCCGACAUGAAAGUCAUUCAGGACAGCGGAAUCCUCGGCAAUGAAACCGAGGGCCUGGCUUUCCUCAAAUCCAGGGCGAAGGAUGCCGAAAUGUGGAGCUUGCUCAGCACUUCUCUACUGUCUGAAGCCAAGCUGGGCCUGCAGCAUGGUUCGACGCUACUCAUUCGUGCAUCUGCGUUCUCCCGCCUCGGUCUCGGCAGUCUCGCCUGGUCGAACAGCGAAACGUUCCUCAGCUGCUGUGCUCCACACGCACCAGUCGAAGACGUGCUGAAAUGCAUCUGCCGUGUCGCUGGCUUUCUCGCGCAGCGAGGCCGGUAUAGCGCUGUUACAGAAACAUUACAGAGUGUGCCGAAAGCAACGCUCCGCAUACUCAAGUAUCAGAACUAUCUGCAAUUCUACUCAAGUCUACUCAAGCUGCGCCUUCUCAUCCGACACAACGACCUCGACACUGCUCGUCGCAUUGCGACGCAGCUGCAAGGUCAAGACCCACCUGAUAUCGAGAACUCCUUCUUCCUCGCCUUCAGCCAAAUCGAGCUUUCGAUGGCGGAAGGCAACCUCAGCAAAGCGCUUGAAAUCGUUGAGGAGACCGCUCAGCGUGCAGUUUCAAACAACAACGACAUCAUCGUCUACACCCGGCUGCUCAACCUCAAGGCUCGCAUCCUUGCGGCGUCGAACAACGCGCUAUCUUUAUUCUCCAUCGUCGUCCGUGCAGCACAGCUUGCUUACCGCUCGCUCUGUCUUCCAGCGCUGUGGGAAGCUAUUGGCCUGCUAGCGAAUCUUCUCAAUGUGCUUGGCGAGCACAAUGCGGCCCUCGAGUUGCUCAAUGCUAUUGUACCGAGAGUGCUCGAGUGUCACGAUUGCGAGCUGGCAGCCAUCACGUAUAGAUAUCUGGUGGACGCAGAAAUUGGACUGGCAGGAUUGGAGAAGAGCAACAAAACAAGGCGGAAGGAGUGGGUUAAUCGCGCAGUUGAUCACCUUGACUCGGCGGGCAAGAUGUAUGGCUUCGCUGAGGACAUGAAGGGGCAGCUGGAGGUUCUGUAUCGCAAGUCCAUGAUUAUGAAGUGGCAGGGCGACCUGGUGUUGGCAAACGACGUGGCGAGCAAGUAUCUCGAAGUCAAGAAGAAGUUUGGCGAAAUGCGUGUAUGA